Messenger RNA from Balaenoptera ricei (Rice's whale), 646 nucleotides. It is a transcript of the gene LITAF, whose product is annotated as lipopolysaccharide induced TNF factor. The record is from RefSeq and is a predicted model, not a curated record. Bases 69 to 554 code for a protein of 161 amino acids. The transcript is spliced from 4 exons. Gene Ontology annotation, molecular function: zinc ion binding. NCBI's taxonomy places the organism in Eukaryota, Metazoa, Chordata, Mammalia, Artiodactyla, Balaenopteridae. Gene Ontology annotation, biological process: regulation of cytokine production.
GCCAGCCCUCCAGCCUGCACCGCCAGCUCAGACCUCCCGGCUCGACUGGCUGCGCAGGCGGCGGUAAAAUGUCUGCUCCAGGAUCCUACCAGGCGGCUGCUGGACCUUCCUCGGUGCCAACUGCGCCCCCAUCCUAUGAAGAGACAGUUUCUGUUAACAGUUACUACCCCACACCUCCAGCACCCAUGCCAGGGCCAGCCACGGGGCUCAUGACGGGCCCGGAUGGGAAGGGCAUGAAUCCGCCUGCGUACUACACCCAGCCAGUGCCCGUCCCCAAUGCCAAUGCAAUCGCUGUGCAGACAGUCUACGUGCAGCAGCCCAUCUCCUUUUUCGACCGCCCGGUCCAGAUGUGUUGUCCUUCCUGCAACAAGAUGAUCGUGACUCAGCUGUCCUAUAAUGCCGGCGCCCUCACCUGGCUCUCCUGCGGGAGCCUGUGCCUGUUGGGGUGCAUCGCGGGCUGCUGCUUCAUCCCUUUCUGUGUGGACGCCCUGCAGGAUGUGGACCACUACUGUCCCAACUGCAAAGCUCUCCUGGGCACCUACAAGCGUUUGUAGGACUCAGCCAGACCCGAAGGGAGCCGUGUGCUGCAGGAAGGCCUUUCCAACUCUCGCCCAGCCCCGCCCCUGGUGAAGGCUCCAUUUUGGUG